Scylla paramamosain (green mud crab) is the source of this 4101-nucleotide messenger RNA. It is a transcript of the gene 5-HT2B, whose product is annotated as 5-hydroxytryptamine receptor 2B-like. The record is from RefSeq and is a predicted model, not a curated record. NCBI's taxonomy places the organism in Eukaryota, Metazoa, Arthropoda, Malacostraca, Decapoda, Portunidae. Gene Ontology annotation, biological process: chemical synaptic transmission; G protein-coupled receptor signaling pathway, coupled to cyclic nucleotide second messenger. Gene Ontology annotation, cellular component: plasma membrane; dendrite. Gene Ontology annotation, molecular function: neurotransmitter receptor activity; G protein-coupled serotonin receptor activity.
GGAGGAAAACAAACAACAACAACGACAAGGCAGAAAAAAAAGCGAUAAAAGUUGAGAGGUAAGCACACACACACACACACACACACACACACACACACACACACACACACACACACACCCUACCACCCUGCCAUGCAUACCCGAGGCUACCCAUGAACCUGCCAGCGCGUCUGUCUCCGUGUCUCCGUGCGCAGGGCGGCGGCAGAGGUGGAGGCGGCUUCGGCGGGGUCAGUGAGGGCUGGGAGUCGCGCACACCAACACACUCCCGCGCUCCCUUCACUCUCACACACACCUGUUGGUCUAGCGAGCGCUCAGGUGUCUGUCUCUCUUCGUGUGUAGCGUGGCGUGGGGUCAGGAUAAAGUGUCAAGUGUGGGUCUGGCAUGUGUCUGGGUGUGUGUGCGGUGUGUGGUGCAUGGUGUGCGGUGUGUGAGGUUGUGGUGAGUGAGUGAGUGAGUGGAGGAUAAUGAACGCUGGUGUGGGUCGCUCACCUCACCUCUCACUCACUCGUAACUCCAUCGCCACAACCGCCACCAUCACCGCUAAAGCUAAACUUGCUUUCGUUACGCUCAUCGGGCAAACUAACUCACAGAAGAAGCUAAAAAAAGAAACAAAAAAACACGCCAAUUCACACUGAAACAGAAAAAGAAACUGGAAAAAAAAACAUAAAGAAAAAAAAAGAAAGAAAAAACAAACUAGACACAACCUCUGUAAAAAGCAAAACUAACCUAACUGUCAAACAAUCGUAUCGUAUUGUGUUUUAACGACAUAGAAAAAAAGAAAAAGAAAAAGAAAACUAAUACUUAAAUAAAACCAGCCCGUCCCAGGCACCUCGACCCUCACCUGCCCAUACCAGAGAGCAGAAUGCGGGAGGAAAAGCAAAAUCACUGAGUGAAAUAUAAACACCAAAUUCUAAUUGUACUGAAAAAUGGACACAAAAAUUGAAACAUACACCAGAUUCUAACUGUACUGAAAAAAAAACUGAAAAAAAUACAUAAAAUAUAAAUAUACAGGUGAACAUAUAACAAAAGAAAACAAAGUGCUGGACAUAUACUACAGAAAACGUAGUGGUGGACGAACAACAAAAGAAAACGAAGUGGUGGACAUCUAAUACAGAAAACGGGGAACUGGUCGACGCCGCACAGCAUCAAAGGAAGAAAAUGGGAGGAAUGAAACGCUCCUUGUGAAAAUGAAUUGUGGCGUUAAGGAAAAACCACCAAGUGAGAAAGUGAAAAAGUGAACCGUGAGAGAAAAAGAGUAAAAAAAAGAGGCUAACCCCCCUCAUGCCCACCCUAGGGGACCUCACUUUGCCCCCUCAGCCUCCCACGAACGCUUGGGACCUUGAUGUGUCCCUUCAUCCCUUAACCCCCCUGAACCUCACAACACUUCUCGCCACCCCACAAAAUGUUACGCUUGGGAACUUAACAUGGGAGGAGGAGGGGGAGGAGGGCACGGGAGGAGGAGGCACCGGUUCGCCCCCUGCCAACUGGUGGGGACUGGUGGCGCUACUGGUGGUGCUGUUGACGCUGUUUGGAAAUAUACUGCUGAUUCUGGCCAUCUCGUGGGAUCGUCGUCUUCAGAAUAUGACAAACUACUUCCUGCUCUCUCUCGCUGUGACGGACCUCAUGGUUGCCUCGCUGGUGAUGCCGCUGUCCAUCGUAGUCCUCGUCCUUGGCCACUUCCCGUUUUCUUCCGAGCUGUGCCUGUUAUGGAUCUCCCUGGACGUUCUCUUCUGCACCGCCUCCAUCAUGCACCUGUGUACCCUCUCCGUGGACCGCUUCCUCUCCCUCAGGUACCCCAUCAAGUUCGGGCGCCAGAAGACGAGGCGGCGCGUGGUACUGAAGAUUGUGCUGGUGUGGUGCUUGUCGCUGGCCGCCUCGCUGCCGCUGUCCCUCAUGUACGCCACGGCGCCGCACACCACCAUCGUGGACGGCGUGUGUCAGAUCCCAGUGUCACUCUUCCAGAUCAUCGGCUCCGUCAUCUGCUUCUACAUUCCGCUGGUCAUCAUGCUGGUGACUUACGCCCUCACGGUGCGCCUACUGUCCCAGAAGCAGAGUGAGCUGCAUCCCUCUGUGCUGGAGCCCUCCUCAGCCUCCGCCUCCCCCUCGCCCCGCUCCCUGCGCUGGAAGAAGCUGUUGUGCAAGACCACCUCCACGCUCAGCACCAGCACGGCGGUGUCCCUCACGGACGGCGAGGUGAGCGAGGCCGCGUGUCGGCCCGAGCCCUGCGGCUCCCACACCACCAAACUGCGGCGCCUAGGCAGCAGCAGCAGCCCGCAGCGGCGCCCGCCCCUGGUGCGCUACCCCAGCCACUACCACCACCACCAACGCGCCGCGCUGGUGCGGGCUGACGGCUGCGGCAUGCGGGGCUACUCCACGCGGGAGCUGCGGGAGCCCGAGGAGCAGUCCUUCCCUCAGCUCACCGCCUCGGCGCCCGCCUACGAGAUGAGCGUGCUGCCCCCUGCCGCCCGCUCUGCCCCCUCCUCCACCGCCACCUCACCCCUCCACCGCCGCCACCAUCACCGCCAGGCGGACGCCCCGGACGACGAUGACGACUCCAGCGCCGCCCCUAGCUGCGAGCAAAACGGCGACCCCCGGGGCGGCGUGCGGGAGCGGUGCGGCGAGGAAUGCGGGAGCGGCAUGGGCGGGGCGGGCAGCGGGCAGGUGGCGGUGCCCUGCAGCUGCGCCCCGCGGUUCUUCCUGGAGGACAUGAAGGCGCAGGACAGCCAAUGCGACGAGUGCACCGUGCCGCAGCCAGAGGUGGCCGUCCACUACACGCCCCCCACGCCGCGCCGCAGCCGCGACAUCACGCAGCCCCAGGAGGGAAGGAGCUGGUGCUGCUGCUGCUGCCUCGCUGCCUUCACUCGCCUCACCCGCCGCCACCACGCCCGCGAGGCGGGCGCCCCACUGUCGUCGCCGUGGCACGAGGGGUCCCCGAGAGCCCCUAAGGACAUGGUCACACGCGCCGCCCUCAGGUCCGGCGGGCAGGUGACCACACUCCUGCAGAAGGGAUGUGCCGCGGAUUCCGGUUCGUCGCCUCGCGGGCUGUGGCGGCAACAGUCCUGCUCUGCCUCCAUCAAGUUCGUGUCUUCGAAGAGGCACGGCAGGACCCUCAGGAUGGAGCAGAAGGCGACGAAGGUCCUGGGCGUCGUUUUCUUCACGUUCGUCCUGCUGUGGGCUCCGUUUUUCAUCGCCAACGUGCUUAUUUCCUGCGGCGCCCACAUUGGGGAGGAGAUGAUCAACUUGGUCACUUGGCUGGGGUACGCCUCCUCCAUGGUCAACCCUUUCUUCUACACAUUCUUCAAUAAGACCUUCAGACAGACGUUCCUGAAGAUCAUUAAGUGUGAAAUUAAGACGACCAGAAAGUAUCAUCUGUGAGGUUGUGAGUUCACGAGUCCAGUUACCAGUUAUAAGCCAUUUCUUCUCUCUCUUACUUUGUUAAUCCUGCAUCUCUCAGUCUUUCACUUGUUGCCACUUCGCAUUUCCUUCUUAGUCACGUCUCCUCCUCCUCCUUCUCCUUCUCCUCUCGCUACAACGCAGAGGGUGGCAGGGAAGGAUACAGAUUCAAGGAUGUUGCCUAAGAGUUCCUUCCCUCCCUCCCUCCCUCCAUCCCUCACAGAGCCUGAACCCAAAGCUUGAACCUACGUCCCCAAGUUGGAAAGUAAGACUCGCUAUGUAUAUAAGAUAUUCCUCAGACAUUCCUCAGUGUCUUCAGUGUUCAAGAAGAAAACAUUUUGCCUGCCUGUGAGAAGCUAUACAAGUUAACUCCACAUUACAUAAUAUAGGACAAUAAUUACCUUGGGAAAGACGUGAAGCCUCGAAUGACUGACUCCGAAGCUUCACGAGUCCAAUAAUUCACGUCUCGAGGCUUCACGUCCACCUGUACUUUUUUUUUUCUCACCUUUAUCAGUAUUACAGGAAGCGAUGCAGUGUACUUACAAGUCCCUGAACUCCCUGGCCCUAAAAAUCAUAUUUACCACAAGUCAUUACCAACGUCUUUACUCUUAGAAUACCUUCAUUUACCUUUAUCAACACCUGAAGUAAUUAAUCAAGUCCCCUUUUUUACUCUAAAAUAUCACGAUACAUCCCUUAAUUAUUACAAGU